AAACGCAUCCCCAAUCAUUUUGGACCUUUCCUUCCAACACCAGGACAGUGAACUUCGUUUGCUUCCGUCUCCCCUGUUGAAAGUUUGUUUUGCUUACCACAUUCGGCUUGGCAAUAUCCGCCGAUGAUCGGUGAAGUUACCGCUUCUGUUACUUUACGUGGCAAGAACAGAGCUGUGCGUAUUUACUGCUUCUAACAGAUUAUGAUAUCUCUGCUUUGUCACUGGACGUAUAUGGCCUCAACCAAUCAUGCGUUACAAGAUAAGGCCUACCUCAAAAGCAAUCACUUCUUUCCUUUUUUGAGGAACCAAGAGUUCAACACAUUAUUGAGGGAUUGUUUUCGUAGAAGCAAAAGUGGGAAAUGGGUGUGCGGAUCUCGAAAGCGUUGGCCAUUCUCAGGCAUUUCUCGGUGGUGGUUUUGGUGAUGAUGGGAAUGCUGAGCUUUUCAUGCUACUCCAAGUGCGAGUUCAGGGCGAUAUUCAACUUUGGCGACUCCAACACCGACACAGGUGGGUUCUACGCGGCUUUCCCUGCGCAAACUGGGCCAUUUGGGAUGACCUACUUUAAGCAGCCAUCGGGGCGGGCAUCAGACGGAAGGCUCAUCGUUGACUUCUUGGCACAGGCUCUAGGACUGCCAUUUCUGAGUCCAUAUCUGCUAUCAAUUGGGUCUGACUACAGACAUGGGGCCAACUACGCGACGCUGGCAUCAACCGUGCUCCUGCCAAACACAUCCUUAUUUGUAUCCGGGCUCAGUCCUUUUGCUCUUCCCAUUCAGCUCAACCAAAUGAAGGCAUUCAAGGCCAGGGUCGAUGAAUUUCACUCCUCCGGCCAGAAGGGAACAAAUCUACCUUCACCAGAUAUAUUUGGGAAGUCCAUUUACACAUUUUACAUUGGUCAGAAUGACUUCACAUCCAAUUUAGCAUCUGCUGGUAUUGGUGGAGUGCAGCAGUAUCUUCCUCAAGUUGUGGCCCAGAUUGCUGCAACUAUCAAGGAGCUAUAUGCCUUGGGAGGGCGUACUUUUUUCGUGCUAAACCUUGCUCCGAUCGGCUGUUAUCCAGCCUUUCUGGUGGAGCUCCCUCACGGCAGCUCCGAUCUCGACGCUCAUGGAUGCAUGAUUUCUUACAACAAUGCGGUGGUCGAGUACAACAAAUUGUUGAAUGACACAAUGGCUCAAACCAGAGCUUCCCUUCAUAAUGCCAACCUCAUUUACGUCGACACCCACUCCGUUUUGCUAGAGCUAUUUCGGCAUCCCAAGAAUCAUGGACUCAAAUAUGGUACCAGGGCAUGCUGUGGACAUGGGGGCGGCGAGUACAACUUCGAUCCUCGAGUCUUCUGUGGCAGUAGCAAAGAGAUAAAUGGCAGCUUGCUAACUGCUUCAGCUUGCAAUGACCCCUCCAACUAUGUAAGCUGGGACGGAAUACACGCCACUGAAGCUGCUAACAAGCUAAUUACCUGGGCCAUCAUAAACGGAUCUUACUUCGAUCCGCCGUUUUCUCUCAACCAGCAUUGCGAUCUCCAACCUAUAGGUUGAUUGUUAGUAAUCUACAGCCUUGGACGCUGCUACUCUUACAGCGAUGACCCGUUAAAUGUAAUAAGACUUCAUUCGUACUUUGAAGUAUCAAAUAACAAGGUAGGCCGAAUCUUUGAACUCGGAGAAAUUGCGCAAGGAAGAGAUGAAUCAAUAGU
Rhodamnia argentea is the source of this 1684-nucleotide messenger RNA. Its product is annotated as GDSL esterase/lipase At4g01130. The record is from RefSeq and is a predicted model, not a curated record. Gene Ontology annotation, molecular function: hydrolase activity, acting on ester bonds. NCBI's taxonomy places the organism in Eukaryota, Viridiplantae, Streptophyta, Magnoliopsida, Myrtales, Myrtaceae. The transcript is spliced from 5 exons. The coding region runs from base 360 to 1529 and encodes 389 amino acids.